Messenger RNA from Equus caballus (horse), 4126 nucleotides. The record is from RefSeq and is a predicted model, not a curated record. NCBI's taxonomy places the organism in Eukaryota, Metazoa, Chordata, Mammalia, Perissodactyla, Equidae.
GCCUCUUUUGAAACACAGGAAAAGGAGAAGCCAGACUGAUGAAGGAAGUGCUGGUCACUUGGGGGUGGGCACGUUUGAGGAAGCCUCCCACCCUCCCUCUGUCCUGUAGAGAAGGCUGAUCCUUGCUCUCCAGAUGCCAAGAUUUCCCUCAGGUGACCCCUCCAUAGGGCCUCCCUACAGUGCUGCUUGUCUUCUCAUCUCCCUGGAGGAGAGCAGGGCGGUGGGGCUGCCCCUGCUGCUGCUGCUGCUGCUGGCAUCUUUGCAGGCUGGUAGCUUGCCAGGAUCCAAUCCAAAGACUGGCUAUGGGGUCGACCAACCAGAGCACCUCUCAGCCCCCCAGGGUGGCUCCAUCCACAUCCCCUUCUCCUUCAAUCGCCCCUGGGAGUUAACCGAGGUUCACAACUUGAGUAUAUCCUGGAGACGGAAGCACUUCCAUGGGGAGUUCAUCUACAACAUGACCCCUCGUUUCAUCCAUAAGGAUUAUGAGAACCGGCUCUUCCUGAACUGGAGGGAGGGUUCAAAGACCGGCUUCCUCCAGAUCUCGAACCUGCGGAGGGAGGACGAGAGUAUCUACUUCUGCCGUGUCCAGUUGAACACACUGAUUGGCCGCAGGGAGGUGUGGCAGUCCAUCCUGGGGACCAACCUCACGAUCACCCGCGCCGUCAAGACAACCACCCUGGGCCCUACCACCACUGCUGCCACCACCACUGCUACCACGACCACAGUCGACUGCAGGGACUCAGGGGGCAAGAGGAACUCAGAGUCUCAGUCCCCGAGUCUGGAACCUGUGGUUGGGGUGGCACUGGCCAGUGCUGUGCUGAAAAUCACAAUUUUGGGACUGAUGGUCUACCUCAGGUGGAAGAGAAGGAAAGGUCUGCGGACUAAAGCCAGAACCCCAGACAGGGGAUCCUUCCAGAACACUGAGGAGAAGUAUGAGAAUAUUGGGAAUACAGAUCUUCUGUAUCAAGAUGUCCUGACCUGACAGCACCAUGCCUCGGCCCCCAGGGCCUCACCCUGCCUCUACAUCUGCCUCCAAGUCCACAGAACCUUCCUCCCUCUUGGACCUUCUCCCCCAAGAGCUCUUGGAUCUGACCCAUCUUCUCUACUGGCCUCCAACCCCAGGGGAUGAAGGGGACCUUUUGGCCUCCACCAGCCCCCAGACCUCCACCUACCACCUGAGAGGUCCUGCCCAAGCCAGCUGUGCCCUGGGAGGAUUCCUGGAGGUUAUCCUUGUGGCCAGAGACCACCAGGGCAGACCCAAGACCCACAGUGAGGAUCUAUUUUGGGCACAGCAGCUGACUCCUGAUGUGAAGGUUGGAUCCCUGGGGAUGUCCAGGUUCUGGAGAAUGGCACAUACCUGUUGUCCUUCCCUCUGCUCUGGCCUGGAAAUGCUCAGGUGCAAGUCAAGCUGUUCCACUCCAACAAGGCAGUUGGAAUUUUUUGGAGAAUCUGAAGAAAGCAAAGGGCCACAAUAGAUUUCAUGAGGUAUUUCCAGGGAAUAUGAAGAUAGGUCAAUAGAAAGUACCAAAACUGAAAUACAAGGGCAGAGAGAGAGAGAACAGAACGUGAAAGAACUUUUGGUAAAUACUCAAAGGUCUAGGAUAUGGGUAAUUGGAAUCCCAGGAGGAGAAGAGAGAGAAGAGUUGUGCAGAAGAAAUAUUUGAAAAGACAAUGGGUAAAAAAUUUCUAAAAAUAUAAACUAUUAACCCACAGAUCCAAGAUAUUGAGUAAACUCCAAGAAGAACACACACACACACACACACACACACACACACAUCCCCUUAAACAAAUCACUUUUAAACCAAUGUAAACCAAAGAGAAAGAGAAAAAUCUUCAAGGUAGCCAGAGGAAAAAUAUGGCAACUUACAUCAAGAGGAAGAAAGAUAUGAGUUACAACAGAAUUACAUCUUCAGGUAUCAAGUGAUAUCUCAUUGUGGCCUUGAUUGCAUUCCUCUGAAGAUAAGUGACACUGAGCACCUUUUCAUGAACCUGUUGGCCGUUUACACUUGCCUCUUCAGGAAUGUGACAAAGCUCUCCUUCGGAUUCUUUCUCUGAUCCACAGCCAGAUGGCAGCCAAGAGAGGCAGCAGCUUGGCCCUGUCCCUGUGGCGCCUGUGCAGCUCUGAGUUCCUGGUCCCAAAAUUCUCUGGCUUCUAUCACUGAGAUGUGUAGUGCUCACUGUCCUGCUCUGGCCACUCCUCCUCCACUGUUGACAGCAUCCUGGGCUGCCUGACUGACUGCUCAUCCACAUGGUGGGGGACUCCACACUUCGGCAGUGGUGGGAGUAUCUGAAGGAGGGUGCAGGCGUGUCUGGAAGGCAGCAGGCAGUCCAGCCAAACUGGAGUGGAGAGUCUGCCUUGAGGAGGACUGGGUGAGAAAGUUUGGGUUAUUCUGCAGGCCUUGUGGAGCCAUUGAACAUUGCGAGUAGAGGAAUCUAAUCAUAUGGGUCAAGUUUUCUUAAGAGGUUUCACAAAAAGAAGCUUGAAAGAAACUUCUAAGAGGACAAUCGCUCUGAGCCCAGUCUCCUAAUAUCUUAAGCACUGUUUUCCCUGUCAUCAACCCUUCUCCACACCGUCCUCACUGCCUCCCUGUAAUGGAUCAUUUCCACCAGUGUUUGCAUCCAUUCAGGGCUAUUCUUGUUGUAAGUAACUGAAGACACAGUUAAAGCAGCUCCGGGAGGAAACGAGUUAAUUGGCCCAAGUGGCUAAAGAGUUAAGGAGUGAAUCUGGCUUUCAGCAAAGACUGAAGCUGGUCAUCAGGUCUGUUUCUCUUAACUGCUCACUUCUGCCCCCUUCUGUUUAGCUUCAUUCCUGGUCUGCAUUUGGUGGCCCAGCAGCAAUGGGCUCUUCCAAGAAGGUGGCAAGAUGACCCAUCCUCCCAUGUCUGUCUUGCAGGAAAGAACUUGACUUUCUUCCACUAGCUCCAGCAAAAACCCUCGGAUUAUCAAGACUGGACUAGUUUAAGUGACCCAUCCAUCCUGAGGACAAUCAAUGGGGCCAAAGCAAUGUGUUGCUCUAGAUGACGAGGCCUGAGUAAUGGGCAGAAUAUCCAUGUUCUGGAAACCCUGAAGCUGGUGGAUCUACAUGCCAGAUAUCAGAUGGGGCCCCUGAUGGCCGUGGAGAUCACUCGGGGCAUAGUGCUACACUGGCGAGCCCACAGCUGGCCCCUGUGCUGCCUCUGCACACCAGGGGCCUCUCUGCGCUCCAUGGUCUGGGAGCCUGGUGACCAAGCUGGGGGCCCCUGCAUGUGGUGGUGCUGGACCUGGGUGCCCACUUCACCACCUUCCCCACACCCAUCUUUGUGCAACAAAUGGCAGGGACUCAGGUUGCUGCAGCUGCACUGCUGGCCCAGGAACCCCGUACUCUUGUGAUCAUCAAACUGGCCAACACUGGCUACCAGUCUGUGUAUAGCAGUGACUAGUUCACCUGCCAAAUGAAUUGGCUCCUCUCAGGUGCCUUUGCUGACCUCCAUGUGGACUUUGUGGAUACCUGGGAAAUGACCUCCAGGCUGGCCCUGCCAGACAGCAUCCACUCAAGGCCACUCAUCAUCCACAAUGAGGUGGACUUCCUCCUGUCCUUCAUCUGCACCCCCGGAGUGCUUCUGCAGGUACUGAGCUGGGUGGGUGGAGAGCUGGGGCAAUGAUCAAGCCUGGAAGCCCUUCCCCUCAGCUGACUGUACCUCUCCUCUUACCUCCACCUAAUGCACAGGCAAAAAAUCAACCAGCAAGAAUUGGGAUGUGGGUGGUGGCAGGAGAGGGAAGCCUGGAAGUGGUCCAAUGCAUCUUAAAAGGUUUAGUUCCCAUGUGGAAAAGCAGUGCUGAGGGGAUCAGAGGGUGGGAACAGAGUCAACAACAUCUAUCACAUCAGUACAUAUGAGGACUGUGAUAUUCUGUGCCGGAGUCUCCAUUGAGAGAGUUAACCAGCUUUGCAAAGAUAUAAGAGAUGGAUUCCAUUCCAGUUGAUCAGAGCCACCUUGGUGGAAAGCCUGCCUAUAUAUAUAAAGAUUUUUAUGGAAUUAUUUGUAAAAUAAAAUAUUUCUCCUAGUUCUAAAAUGUAAUACAUGUUUUUUGUAGAAAAUUUGAAGUACCAAAAAAUUAACAAACAAAAUAAAAAUCACCUAGAAUCCCA